AAUUUUGGCCAUUUCUCCCCCUCCUCAGUCAUCCUUCAUCUGCUAUAACCCUUGGCCAACGACCUCCGCCGCCGGAAAAUAUCUACAUCUCCGGCCACCGACGGAUUUGUACAAUAACGUAUUUAAUCUUCAUUAUACAUCUGAACGUAGGAAAUGGAGGUUCUUCGGUUUACCGCCGUGAAGUCAUUGAAUUCCUGCGUCCGUCCUGAAUUCACGGCGACGAGUUCCGUCAUUGUUCCUAUUAACACUGUGAAAGUUUCCGGAAUGAGGAAAAGCAAAAGGAAGGCGUUUAUUCGUGCUAAGGCGACGGAGAUCUUGUCAUCGCCAGCUACGGUAACGGAACCGUUGAAGGCGGAGCCGGUUGAGGCUCCGGUUCCGUUGCUACGAGUUUCUCCAAGCUCAUUGCAGUGUGAGCCGGGAUAUUUGAUACCGAAUACUCCGGUUUUAGGUACUGGUGGUGUGACCGGGUAUGAGUAUUUGACAAACAUCUUGUCAUCGAAAGUUUAUGAUGUAGCUUAUGAGACGCCUUUGCAGAAAGCUCCUAAGCUGUCAGAAAGAUUGGGAGUUAAUGUAUGGCUUAAAAGAGAGGAUCUUCAGCCGGUGUUUUCGUUCAAAAUCAGAGGAGCUUACAAUAUGAUGGCAAAACUCCCUAAAGAGCAGUUGGAAAAAGGGGUUAUAUGCUCAUCAGCUGGAAACCAUGCACAAGGUGUUGCAUUAUCUGCUCAGAGACUUGGCUGCGAUGCUGUGAUUGUUAUGCCUGUUACCACACCAGACAUCAAAUGGAAAUCAGUUAAGAGAUUGGGUGCUACUGUUGUUCUUGUUGGGGACUCAUAUGAUGAAGCUCAAGCAUAUGCCAAAGAGCGGGCUGAAGCUGAAGGCCGCACAUUCAUCCCUCCUUUUGAUCACCCAGAUGUCAUCGUAGGGCAAGGUACAGUAGGGAUGGAGAUAAAUCGCCAACUCAAAGAUAACAUUCAUGCAAUCUUUGUGCCUGUUGGAGGAGGGGGGCUUAUAGCUGGUAUUGCUGCUUAUUUGAAAAGGGUUGCCCCAGAUAUAAAGAUUAUUGGAGUUGAACCACUUGAUGCAAAUGCGUUGGCAUUAUCAUUACAGCAUGGUCAGAGAGUAAUGCUGGACCAAGUUGGGGGUUUUGCAGAUGGUGUAGCUGUUAAAGUGGUUGGUGAAGAGACUUAUCGUCUCUGCGAGGAAUUAAUAGAUGGCGUAGUCCUAGUUGGUCGUGAUGCUAUAUGUGCAUCUAUAAAGGACAUGUUUGAAGAGAAAAGGAGCAUACUAGAGCCUGCAGGUGCACUUGCUCUUGCUGGAGCCAAGGCAUACUGCAAGUAUUAUGGCCUCAAGGGUGAAAACGUCGUAGCAAUAACUAGUGGAGCCAACAUGAACUUUGACAGGCUUAGAUUGGUAACAGAACUCGCAGAUGUCGGUAGACAGCGGGAAGCUGUUCUUGCUACUUUUAUGCCAGAAGACCCAGGAAGCUUCAAAAAGUUUGCUGAAAUGGUAGGACCAAUGAAUAUCACUGAAUUCAAGUACAGAUACAACUCUGAUAAAGAAAGAGCUCUUGUACUUUACAGUGUUGGACUUCACACAAUAUUAGAACUUGAAGGAAUGGUGGAGAGGAUGGAAUCAGCAGAUCUGCAAACCAUUAAUCUUACAGACAAUGACUUGGUCAAAGAUCAUCUUAGGCAUUUGAUGGGUGGUAGAACAAAUGUUCAUAAUGAGCUUUUGUGUCGAUUCACUUUUCCCGAGAAGCCUGGUGCUUUGAUGAAGUUUUUAGAUGCUUUCAGCCCACGUUGGAAUAUAAGUUUGUUUCAUUAUCGUGCUCAGGGAGAUACGGGUGCAAAUGUGCUAGUCGGGAUCCAAGUUCCACAGGAUGAGGUAGUUGAGUUUGAGGGACGGGCAAACAAUCUUGGUUAUGAAUAUGCAGUGGAGAGUCUCAAUGAGGCAUACCAGCUCAUAAUGCAUUGAAAAAGGUGUUGCCUGUUAUGGCUUGUUCUGGGACCUCAUUGCAAAGAAAUAACGUGGUAUUCGCCAACUUCACUUUCUCCUGGUUAGUCAGAUAUUCUGAAUCCUCCUCGUCAAUGGAAGAUGCCUAUUUCAUACACAACCAGUGUACUAGAUGAUUUUGGGCUAGUCUUUAUCUUGUGUAUAUAAGCUAUUUGUGUGUUAUCUAAAGGCCUCUACUUUCAUGAAUAAACCAUUUCACUUUAAAGCUAAUAUUAGGAGUUCUUUGUUCUGUUUCUACUUUGGCCUUCAAUCCCAACUUCAUCACGUUGUUCUAUUAAAAAUAUCUUUGUUUUC
Molecule: messenger RNA, 2307 nt
Organism: Solanum stenotomum
Lineage: Eukaryota; Viridiplantae; Streptophyta; Magnoliopsida; Solanales; Solanaceae
Product: threonine dehydratase 1 biosynthetic, chloroplastic
Exons: 8
Coding region: 154-1974 (606 amino acids)
Biological process (GO): L-threonine catabolic process
Molecular function (GO): threonine deaminase activity; pyridoxal phosphate binding
Source: RefSeq, a predicted model, not a curated record